AUGAGUAACUUCGGGCAAAUCCUAAAGGAGAUUGGGGAGUUUGAUUUGUUUCUGAAACAGUUAUUGGCUGCAUUAUGCAUCCCCAACAUGUUUGCAGCUUUCAACGUCUGAAUAAUGUUUGCUGCUUUCGAUUGUGUUGGUCAGGUGUUCACAGUCAGGAGAUUCCCACAUCACUGCAACACUGACUGGGGAUCUUGGGGGAAGAGUUGGCCCAACCUGACAGAUGAGAGACAAAGAAAUCUCACCAUCCCUGUGAACAAGGAUGGAAAGUAUGAAAGCUGUAAAAUGUUCACACCUGUGGAUUUGGAUUUGGAAACAACUGGGAUUAAUACAACAGGAUGCAUAAAUGGAUCGGAUUUUGAAGCACCCAAAGGUUCCUCCAGCAUUGUGACAGAUUUCAACCUGGUGUGUGACAGGAGCAGCUUCAUCGAGGCAUCACAGUCCAUCUACAUGGCCGGUCUUCUGGUUGGAGCGCUGGUGUUUGGGCAGCUGGCUGACAGGUUUGGUCGACGCUUUGUAGUCCUGCUCUCACUCCUUCUCCUACUGUUGUUUGGUGUCGGUGCUGGUUUCUCACCCAACAUCUACGUUUAUAUUGUUCUCAAAUUUUUAGGUGGCAUCUCCAUUUCAGGCAUUAUUGGUAAUGCAUUUGUGAUAGGUGGAGAGUGGAGUGAUUCCUCCAAGUUCGCUCUCUGCACCAUUAUCUGCCACUCUUUUGUCGCUUUUGGACUGAUGAUAUUGUCUGGAGUUGCCUAUUUGAUCCGCAACUGGAGGAUCCUGCAGUGGGUGCUCUUCAGCUCUCUUGUCCUUGUCCUGGGAAUCUUUUAUUGGAUUCUUCCAGAGUCAGCUCGCUGGCUUAUCACACAGGGCAGGAAAGAGGAGGCCAUAAAGGAGAUCCGGAGGGCAGCCAAGGUGAAUGGGAGGAAGGUCCCGGAAGAUCUGAUAGACAAGUUGGAGGCUACAUCCAAAGGAGGAAACAUGUUGGACAUCUUUAGGAUAUCAUAUCUCAGAAAACAAACUUUUAUAAUGAGCUACAUCUGGUUUGGAACAAAUCUAAUGUACUAUGGAUUGAGUCUGAACGUUGGAAAUUUCGGUCUGGAUAUCUACCUCACACAGUUCAUCUUUGGUGUAGUAGAAGUCCCUGCACGUCUGGGCUGUUUACCUCUUAUCCAGCACUUUGGGAGGAAAAUAUGUCUAGUAGGGCUCCUGUUGCUUGGAGGUUGUGCUUGUCUGGCAAUACUUGCAGUUCCAAGAGAUCUUCCUGUUGUUGUGAACAGUCAUAGCUUGUACUGGGGAAAAUUUGCUGCCACUUGCCAGCUUUCCCACCAUCUCGUUUAUACUGCAGAGCUAUACCCCACCACUCUAAGGCAGAAUGGUGUAGGUCUAAACUCCAUGUGUGCUCGUGUGGCGGGCAUCCUCGAUCCACUGAUCAGGCUCCUGGAUGUCUACCAUUACAACAUCCCCAUGCUAAUAUAUGGCAUCAUCUCCAUUACUGCUGGGGGUUUGUGUUUAUUACUGCCUGAAACUCAUAAUGUUGAACUCCAGGACCACGCUGAAAUCAUAAAACCAGAGAACGGGACUGCUGAGAUGGCAUCCUUCACUAAAUCAGGAAAGAGCACAAAAAUGAAGCACAGCAACAGCUACAUCAAUAUGAGCAACUUUGGACAAAUCCUAAAGGAAAUUGGGGAGUUCGGUUUGUUUCAGAAACGAUUAUUGGCUGCAUUAUGCAUCCCCAGCAUGUUUGCAGCUUUCGACGUGAUUGGUCAGGUGUUUACAGCCAUGAGCUUCCCUCAUCACUGCAACACUGACUGGAUCUUGGAGCGUGGGCCCAACCUGACAGCUGAAAGACAAAGAAAUCUCACCCUGCCAGUGAACGAGGAUGGAAAGUAUGAAAGCUGUAAGAUGUUCACACCUGUGGAUUUGGAUUUGGAAGCAAUUGAAGCAUAUGGGAUUAACAGUACAACUGGAUGCACAGAUGGAUGGGACUAUGAGGCACCCAUAGGUACUUCCAGCAUUGUGACACAGUUUGAUCUGGUUUGUGACAAGAGUGGUUUUAUUGAGACAUCACAGUCCAUCUCCAUGGCAGGCGUUCUGGUUGGAGCGCUGGUGUUUGGGGCAAUUUCUGACAGGUUUGGUCGGCGCUUUGCAAUCCUGCUUUCACUCCUUCUCCUUCUGUUGUUUGGUGUGGGUACUGCUUUCUCACCCAAUGUCUAUGUUUAUAUGGUUCUCAAAUUCUUUUGUGGGAGCUCAAGUGUUGUCAUUGUGAUGAACACAUCUGUGAUGGGGAUGGAGUGGACGGAUCCCUCUAAGACUGCUCUGUGCACAGAGGCCAUCAUAAUGUUCUUUUCUGUUGGAUUGAUGCUGUUGUCUGGCAUCGCAUAUUUAAUCCACAACUGGAGGAUCCUGCAGCUCGUGCUCUUAUGCCCUCUUGUCCUUGUCUUGGGAUUCUUGUACUGGUUUCUCCCUGAGUCAGCUCGCUGGCUCCUGGCCCAGGGCAGGAAGGAGGAGGCACUAAAGGAACUUCGGAAGGCAGCCAGGGUGAACGGGAGGAUGCUCCCCGAAGAUCAGCUAGAAAAACUAGAGAUGGAGGGUACAUCCGAAAGAAGAAACAUGUUGGACAUCUUCCGAAUAUCGUAUUUGAGAAAACGUACCAUCAUAAUGGCCUAUAACUGGUUUGCAGCAAGUCUUCUGUACUAUGGAUUGAGCCUGAAUGUUGGUGGUUUUGGCCUGAAUGUCUACCUCACGCAGUUCAUCUUUGGUUUUGUCGAAAUUCCUGCAAACCUGAGCGCUUUGGGUCUAAUUCAGCACUUUGGAAGGCGAAUAUGUCAAGUGUGCUACCUGUUCUUUGGGGGUGCUGCUUGCCUCAUGGUGCUUGCUAUCCCAAAUGAUCUUCCAGUGGUGGUAACAACCAUAGCUGUACUGGGGAAAUUUGCUGCGACUGCCUCUUUCAGCACAGCCUACGUUUACACCGCAGAAUUAUACCCAACCAUUUUAAGGCACAAUGGGAUAGGUUUUAACUCCAUGUGUGCUCGUGCGGCGGCCAUCCUCGCUCCACUGAUCAGGCUCCUGCAGGUCUACCAUUACACCAUCCCCAUGCUGAUAUAUGGCGUCAUCCCCAUUGCUGCUGCGGGUUUCUGUUUGUUGCUGCCUGAAACCCUCAAUGUUGAACUUCAAGACCACACUGAGCUGAAGUGAGCUGAGAUUACAUUUUUUUUAUUUGAAAAAAAAAUCUGAUUACACAAACUGUAUCAAGUGUAAAUACUUUUUUCUGUUUUUGAUUUUAGGAAACCAGUGAAUGAAUCUACGGGGGACAGUGCUGAACAAAUUAAUGAAGAACUGUAACUUGUACUGAAAUCAUAAUCUCAAAUUCAUAGUUUUGCAAGUAUCAAGUAAGAAAGCUGUAAACUAAAGUUUUUGUAGUUUUAACUGUUUAGUAAGCAGAAAUUAAACUGGUCAGUAAUUAUUAAGGGUCAAACUAUUUGUUUUAGGUUGCAUUUUUAUACCCGAAAGUUUAUUAGAAAUUGAGUUAUUCACACAAAUUGUUUAUUAAGUCAAGUAAAUGUGUGUUCCAUUCCUAACAUAUAACAUAUUUAGAUACAUCUAUAUCAGAGAUACACAUGGCAGCUAAGGUAAAAGCAAAAAAAGUAAAAAGUUUACUUAAUCCAAAGAGGGUUCGGCAUCUGGCAGACAGUGAGCGGUCCAAAAGGGCAUAACUUCCUGUUUAUUGCAGUCUGUUUGAAGUUGUGUGUUGUACAAAGGAUUAUAUUCAGAUUGUAUUCAUUGUUUAAUUUCUUGUCCCUCUGCACUAUCAAGCUCUUUGUAUAAAAUCAUUAAUAAAGAUGAACGUCGUCAACUAAAGUUGAACUUUUGCACAUCUGAGUCAUUGUCACUGUCUGUAUUACUGUUCAUUUUAUUGUUUUGUUGAAGGUUUUACAACUGAAACUUUAAAGAAUUAGCCUUGUUAUUUCCUAUUAAACAAUGAAGCCGACUGUGAGUGAUAUCUCACGCUCUUUGGUUGUAAUGGAUUAAAGAUGGAUUAGCAAAAUCAGAUUGUCAAUCUUUCGUGCUAGAUUUAUGACACUUAGAGCUUGGUUCAUACAUACGUGAUACUGCACUGUGGAAAUAUUAUGAAUAUGACAAGAAAGAAAAACAUAGGUAAGUGUUACUCACAUUGUCACUGAUUAUUUAUGCCUCAGACUCAUUGGACACAUUGUCAGCAGUAUUCCUCAGAAGCCAUCGGUUCUUGUGUUGAGCGUGUCCAAAGCCCUCAUCAUAAUUCCCUUU
Morone saxatilis (striped sea-bass) is the source of this 4281-nucleotide messenger RNA. RefSeq lists its product as uncharacterized. Gene Ontology annotation, cellular component: membrane. Lineage: Eukaryota; Metazoa; Chordata; Actinopteri; Moronidae. Gene Ontology annotation, molecular function: transmembrane transporter activity. Gene Ontology annotation, biological process: transmembrane transport. The record is from RefSeq and is a predicted model, not a curated record.